CGACGAAAAAAAUAGGAUAUAUGUUGAAAAUUUUCUCAUUGACGUCCAGUGCUACCAACCAAAUAGUCUGAAAAAAACACCGCAUAGCCAAGAAUUAUCAAUUUUUAUAUUCCUCUGUCAAGAUGGGCCCUAGUUUAAGUAAUAUUCCAGUGGGGAAGUAAUUGGAUGCAAUGGAGGCAUAAAACACAAUGAUCUUCACUCUGUGGUAUGCCUACGCCACCAUAAUGCAGUGGUGGCGUCUCCGAACUCUCCUGAACAAACUCAACGGGACAUUGAACGACCAAAAUGCCCUCCUCGUCUGUUCCGGUCAUUCGGUCCACGAUAGCAGAAAACAGCGAAGUUUGGAGAAUUUACUUUUCUGUACAGAGACCCGAAUCGCAUGCACAGUCGUGCCUAAGCAAAAACUAAAUUUAAGUCAAUGGAUUGCAUUUCCGAGAAAUCUAAGAUACUUCCCGAUUUAUAUCGACGACAAUAAAAUACCGAUUCGUGGUCGGGAAAUUUUUAUUCUCCUUCAAGCCGUUUUAGAUAACUAUGUUAAACAUCAGAGUGAGAUUAUUCAAGUGGAAAAUUUUGGAGAAUUGGUGGGCUGGAAAGCGAGUGAUUCGUUCGAGGUUGUGGUUAAGACAGAUUUGGAGCAUUUGACUAAAUUGGUGAAUCAAUUUAGUCAAAAUAAUCUUGAUAUUAACCACGAAUUGAAGUUACUUAAACUUGAAACCGUGGAUGUUGAAAAUGCCCCAACUGUCAUUAAAUACGAGAAAAAAUACCUCAAAGAACAAACCGUGAAGUAUUCUUAUGCCCCAGUCCAUUGGAACAAAUUCGUGCAAGAAGUCAAAGACUUGUACUCGAAAAUACGAGACAUUACAACUCCUAAAAUUAAAAUUGAAAAUGGUUCCCCUCAGUGCCUCGAAUCUGCAAAACCCAUCAAAAAGGAACCAAAAAAGAACGCCGAAGAGAGAAAAACCCUCACCACUCUUGAUGUGUCCACCGGAGCCGAACAUCGUCGUCACAAAAAACCACGAGAAGGGCCCUCGAAAUCAUCAAAACCGAAACCCAAAGAGAAACAACACAAACAUAAAAGAACCGUAAAUAAGUUGGUUAAACAGAGUUCGGUUAAGGAGAACGACGAAGUGAAGAGUGACGUUAAAGAUAAAGUAUUGAAGAGUGUGACAAUGGCCCCAAAACCUCCCAAUGUCUUAGUCUACGCUGAUAGUUUAGUGACGAAAGAUAACGUAAAGAGAGUCUUAUUUUCGAUUUUGAAUAAGGAGAAAUACACCAUUUACGACCUUCCAACUUCUUCGAAACACACCGGGUGGGACAAAUCCACUGUUCUUGUCGUGGUUUGUGGUAGUGUCCCUCCUGAUCUCACUUCCAAUCUCAUCCAGUAUCUCCUCACUGGUGGCCAACUCCUUUCUAUUUGCAGCGACCUCAUGUACAGCAUACUUUACACUUUUACUACGGCGGAAGUACGCGAACACGAAUUGGUUCGGUUUUCGUACGGCCAAUGGCAACAUGUUAAAAUGAUGCAUCAUAUUUUUUGCUACCAAGCCUCACCGGCAAAAAAACAAUUUAGUAAAGAUUCCGAUCAUUCGAGUAAUGGUUCGAGUCCGUUGGCACCUCGGACGCCCUCUAACGUCGAGAUGCGACACAACGAGAAGGAUUACAACAUACAAGUGCAGGUGUUAGGGACUGAAGAGACGUGGCAUACACCUAGUUUGCUAUUGGCUAAAGUGAAAAACUCCCAAGGACGAGCGGUUUUCUCUCAAGUGCAUCUUGAAAUCGAUCCAGAUGUGUACGAGAAUGAUGAGGAGAAGUUUCAGUCUUUGUUGAGUAGUAAUGAAGCGAGAUUGGAGAUUUUAAAAGAUAUACUUUCGAGUCAUUUGGAUUUGACUUGUGAUGACAGUUUUGGGACAAUUGAAUACAGUCAAGGGUAUUUUCUUGGCUGUUAUGAUGCGAAAGUCAACAUGAUGACCGAUUGUGACUCUAUAACCAAUAAUCAAUUAACUUGUGAUAAAAUCAGUGUUGUUUUUUGUGGUCACAAUGUGGAUCCUGGAAUCGCCUCGAAUAUUCGACUUCCGGUCAUGAUCCACUCUUGUCCCUCAAAUUUCUCCACUCUGGAUUAUUUUGACACUUUGAAUACGGAAGAUAUUGGCCGGUUGGUCAUUUAUGCUGAUAUUUUGACAAGUACUCAGCACCUACUUUGCAAAAAAUUGCGACAUGGACUUGUGGUUAUAGCCCGGCAACAAACCAAUGGUAUAGGCCGAUCGAAUAAUUCCUGGUUGAGUCCAUUAGGUUGUGCGGCGUUUUCCCUUCAAAUGCACAUUCCAUUAGACAGUAAUUUGGGACAGUCACUUCCAUUGAUCCAACAUUUAGUCAUGGUAGCUAUCAUAUCGUCGAUAAAAAAUACACAAGGAUUAGAUCGUCUUAAUAUUGGUAUUAAAUGGCCUAAUGAUCUCUAUGCCGAAGCUGAGAUUAAAAUCGGAGGACUUGUAGUGACCUCUACUAUAUUAUCUAAUGUUGCCAUCGUAAAUAUAGGUUGUGGUGUAAAUUUAUCAAACCAAAACCCCACAAUUUGUAUAAACGAUCUCAUAGAAAAAUUUAAUAAGGAAAAUGACACGUCGAUAAAACCGAUACCAUACGAAAAAUACUUCGCAGCUGUGUUCAAUGAAAUAGAAAGGUUGUAUCUUGAUGUUCAGAAAAAUGGAUUUGAACCGUUUUUCGACCUCUAUUACCAGUACUGGUUGCAUAGUGAUGUCGAGGUUACGAUACAGUCGGAAAAGGGCGACUCCACACGAGCCAAAAUCUUAGGGAUCGAUAAAUACGGUUUUCUCUCUGUCCGAUUGGUCGAUGGUACAAUGACGUCAGUGCAACCCGAUGGUAAUUCCUUCGAUAUGAUGAGCGGCUUGAUAGCGCCAAAGAAAUUUUAAAUCUGUUUUUAAGUGUUUUUUCUAUUUUUUUAGUACCUAUAUUUGGUCUUUUUGAUCUUUGUUGUUGUCUCUGGGUGUAUGCAAAUGAUAAAUAUAAAAUGUUGACGAAA
Tribolium madens (black flour beetle) is the source of this 3034-nucleotide messenger RNA. RefSeq names its product biotin--protein ligase (gene Hcs). Gene Ontology annotation, biological process: protein modification process. The record is from RefSeq and is a predicted model, not a curated record. The transcript is spliced from 10 exons. NCBI's taxonomy places the organism in Eukaryota, Metazoa, Arthropoda, Insecta, Coleoptera, Tenebrionidae. Gene Ontology annotation, molecular function: biotin--[biotin carboxyl-carrier protein] ligase activity. Gene Ontology annotation, cellular component: cytoplasm. The coding region runs from base 189 to 2924 and encodes 911 amino acids.